Molecule: messenger RNA, 1239 nt
Organism: Penaeus indicus
Lineage: Eukaryota; Metazoa; Arthropoda; Malacostraca; Decapoda; Penaeidae
Product: basic proline-rich protein-like
Exons: 3
Coding region: 1-1239 (412 amino acids)
Source: RefSeq, a predicted model, not a curated record
AUGGCGUCCUUAGACCAGCACAUGAGCCCCCCCCCCCCCCCCCCCCCCCCCCCCCCCCCCCCCCCCCCCCCCCCCCCCCCCCCCCCCCCCCCCCCCCCCCCCCCCCCCCCCCCCCCCCCCCCCCCCCCCCCCCCCCCCCCCCCCCCCCCCCCCCCCCCCCCCCCCCCCCCCCCCCCCCCCCCCCCCCCCCCCCCCCCCCCCCCCCCCCCCCCCCCCCCCCCCCCCCCCCCCCCCCCCCCCCCCCCCCCCCCCCCCCCCCCCCCCCCCCCCCCCCCCCCCCCCCCCCCCCCCCCCCCCCCCCCCCCCCCCCCCCCCCCCCCCCCCCCCCCCCCCCCCCCCCCCCCCCCCCCCCCCCCCCCCCCCCCCCCCCCCCCCCCCCCCCCCCCCCCCCCCCCCCCCCCCCCCCCCCCCCCCCCCCCCCCCCCCCCCCCCCCCCCCCCCCCCCCCCCCCCCCCCCCCCCCCCCCCCCCCCCCCCCCCCCCCCCCCCCCCCCCCCCCCCCCCCCCCCCCCCCCCCCCCCCCCCCCCCCCCCCCCCCCCCCCCCCCCCCCCCCCCCCCCCCCCCCCCCCCCCCCCCCCCCCCCCCCCCCCCCCCCCCCCCCCCCCCCCCCCCCCCCCCCCCCCCCCCCCCCCCCCCCCCCCCCCCCCCCCCCCCCCCCCCCCCCCCCCCCCCCCCCCCCCCCCCCCCCCCCCCCCCCCCCCCCCCCCCCCCCCCCCCCCCCCCCCCCCCCCCCCCCCCCCCCCCCCCCCCCCCCCCCCCCCCCCCCCCCCCCCCCCCCCCCCCCCCCCCCCCCCCCCCCCCCCCCCCCCCCCCCCCCCCCCCCCCCCCCCCCCCCCCCCCCCCCCCCCCCCCCCCCCCCCCCCCCCCCCCCCCCCCCCCCCCCCCCCCCCCCCCCCCCCCCCCCCCCCCCCCCCCCCCCCCCCCCCCCCCCCCCCCCCCCCCCCCCCCCCCCCCCCCCCCCCCCCCCCCCCCCCCCCCCCCCCCCCCCCCCCCCCCCCCCCCCCCCCCCCCCCCCCCCCCCCCCCCCCCCCCCCCCCCCCCCCCCCCCCCCCCCCCCCCCCCCCCCCCCCCCCCCCCCCCCCCCCCCCCCCCCCCCCCCCCCCCCCCCCCCCCCCCCCCCCCCCCCCCCCCCCCCCCCCCCCCCCCCCCCCCCCCCCCCCCCCCCCCCCCCCCCCCCCCCCCCCCCCCCCCCCCCCCCCGCUCCCUAACCUCAUCCCGCCUCAAUACAGCUGUCACUAA